AUGAGGUUUCAAGCUCUGAUUCUGAUUCUGGCGCAAAUCUGCAAUGUGGCGGCUCGUUCAGUCUUCGCCCACUUCAUGUGGGAGCAUGCCACCCAAUGGUCAGUGGAUCGUUGGAAAGCCGAAAUCCAGAUAGCCCAAGAUUCUCACAUCGACGCCUUCGCUCUCAAUGUCGGCUAUUCCAAGGAUGCACCUUCUAACGAGAUGAGAAAUGCCUUUGCAGCUGCUGAAGCAAAAGGCUUCAAGCUGUUCCUAUCUCUCGACUACGCCGGACAUGGACUCUGGCCCAAGGAGACUGCUCUUGCCUGGAUUCAAGAGACGAGCAAGUCAUCCGCGAUCUUCAAACAUAACGGCAAGCCAAUGGUCAGCACCUUCGAGGGUUGGCAGUCAGCAGGUGACUACCAUGAUAUCAAGGCCAAGACUGGUAUUUUCUUUUGCCCUGACUGGAGCUCACUUGGAGCGAAGCCAGCAGCAGAAUUAGAAGGUGUAGUCGCCGACUGCUUGUUUUCUUGGGCGGCUUGGCCAACCGGCCCUCGGGAUAUCGACAACACCAUUGAUGCGAGCUAUUGGCGAUAUCUCAACGGGAAGCCCUUCAUGAUGCCGGUUUCGCCUUGGUUCUUCACCAAUCUUCCUGGCUACAACAAGAACUGGCUCUGGAAGGGAGAUUCCUUGUGGUUUGACCGCUGGCAGCAGAUUUUGUCCCUGCCAGAUCAUGUCGUGCCUGAGUUCAUUCAGAUCAUCUCUUGGAACGACUACGGAGAAUCGCACUAUAUUGGACCAUUGACAGAGGACGGCUACAAACCAUUCGAGAUUGGCAAAGCUCCGUUCAACUACGUCAAGGACAUCUCGCAUGACCACUGGAGAGCCUUCUUACCUUUUGUCAUCGACAUGUACAAAAACCGAAAAGCCACGGUCGGAGACGAGGGCAUCACAGUCUGGUAUCGGGAGACUAUGGGAAAGGCCUGCGCUUCGGGUGGUACUGUAGGCAACACUGCAUCGCAGCUGCAGCGCGAGUAUGAGCCGUGGGAAAUCGUCAACGACAAGAUCUACGUCUCUGCACUCUGUGCUACACCAGGUUGUCGACUUCAGUACAGAAUUGGUAACUCGGCCUGGAAUCGCGAUUAUGGUGAUGGCCGCACAUACUGGAAGCACUCUCCCAAUGGAGGUGUUGGCAUUUACCACACUGAUAUUCCGAUCACUGCCGCUAUGGUUCUAUAUGCCACGGGCACAAUCAAGGGCUCGUGCUCAAACGGAGUCACCAACUGGAAUCCAGUCGUGGAAGGCAAGCUGGCAACAGUCAGUGUGCAUAAUAGUGCCAGCAUCGGAAAAGGCUGUAUUGAAGGGAAGGGUGUGUUCAACUUUGCAAAUGUAUGCAAGUUUGCUUGCAGCUACGACUAUUGCCCUGAAGGUGCAUGCACAUGCACAAAGCGAGGUCCGCCAAAGGAGCUGCCUAAAUGGGAUGGCACGAAAAUGGGCUACAGCAAAAAUGGAGAUCCCAGCUUCGGUGGACUAUGUAGCUUCAGCUGCCCGCUCGGCACAUGUCCAGAGGAAGCUUGCACGUACACUGAGAGAUCCACAGUCAUCCCUACAGUGUCACCGUUUCUAGAGCCUGCAUGUACCGGAGGCACUGGAAGCGGAGCGAUGAAAGAGCUUUGCGAAUACAGCUGCCGUUUUGGAUUUUGUCCUAUCCGAUCAUGUAUGUGCACCAGCACUGGUGGCCUGGUAGAGCCGCCUGAACAAAUGGGAGGUAUUGUCGGGCGAGACUCUGUCCGCCCCGGCGCCCCUAUUUCAUCCGGAUUAUGCGCUUUCUCUUGUUCUCGCAAUGGCGGUAGCUGCCCAGCUGGCAUUUGCGAUAUCAGCUACAGUCCAGUCGAUGGAGGCAAGGUUGACUUCCGGAGUAUCACCUGCUCCCACCCUAUUAUCGAAUCUCACACCUCAGUCAGCAAUGCCGAUCAGUGGUAUGGUGUUGGUGUUUACUCUGCCUUCGAUGCCAUCGAAGAUGGCUUCCAUUACAACAUCAGUCUUGGUCGUGCCCCUAUUGACUUCACCAACAAUGCCAGCAACUACUUUCACGGACCCCGAGACAUGUAUUGUGAGAAUCUCCUCACAUCAUCUGGAUGCUCAGGAUUCAGCAAACAGUGUCAUGAUGUUAGCUUUCCCGCAGGCUAUUUCCUCCUCAACUCAUUCUCUCGUCUCCAUGAUUUCCACAUGGAUAUGCUGCAGGGCAUUCGCGACGCUCAGAUAAACAACAAUGUGACUGCUAUUCAAGCGACUUUUGGCCUGCCUCAAAAGAGUAGCAUUUCUAUGCAAAUUGCGCUCGACAUUGCGUUGAUUGGCUGGGGUCUCAUUAUGGGGCCCACCUGGCCCAGGAUAAGCAAGGGAGAGGCACACGGUGUGAUCAAGGAUACCACAAAUGACGCUUUCAAGUGGGGCCUAACGCUAGGUAAAGACUUGGUUGCGAAGAUCGAUGGCACCCUCGGUCAACAGAAUGCAAUGCAAGAGCAGGUCAAGACGCGUGCUGGGGUAUGGGUUGAUAUCUUGAUCAGUUCCAACACUGAGCUCUUCUCUGGAUCCCUGCCCGGGAACCUACAGCUGUACGGUCGAAUCGAGGACGGCGCCCUCCUGGGAGAGGGUUGGAGGAGCUCACCUCUAGACUUCUCACGUACAGUUGGUCGCGCUCUGAAUGUCUUCCUCAUCCAACAAGCCUGGAAGACAUCAACCAGAAACUUGUACCCUGUCAUCAUUCGCGAAAAUGUUGCUUGCAACGCCAACUCAAACAUCCUCAAACAUGAAUACAUCACUGAAUGGGCCUACAAGAAUGCUCGCUUCUGUGGUCCAGAUGGCAAAUCUUACUGGCUGGUCGCCCCGCGUAAGUGGCAGGAAACGUGCAACGGAGGCGAAUACACGAACAGUUGUGCGCCGCCUGGAACACCACCGGGAUUUGAGGCAAUCACCGAGAAGCUGUUCAUGGAUAUUGGCUACGAUGAUCUCAUUCUCGGCUCUAUCGCUACAUACAACAAGAAUGGUGGCCAGAACGGCUUCAAAGGAUGGAACUUGGACAGCUCUAGCGAGUCACUCCAGUAUCUUAAUUUUGUUGUCGAUGGUGGCAUCAGAGCUCCUGGCUUUUGGAACAUACCUAUCUGUAGCGCUGAAGAGGUUAUGAUAAACUUUGAGAAGGCAUGGGCAAACAUGAACCAGAUCAAGAAUUGGUCGACCUUUCCUUGUAACUGAGUACGGGAAGAAUGAGCUUUGCUGUGGGGUGGAAGUGAAGACAAAUCGGGUUUAGAAUUUGGGGAGGUCAUUAGUGUGCUAGAUGCGUAUGGCGAGUAGAUUUCCGCAAGCAUGGGAGAAGCCUCGGGGAGGUGGCUUUCCGUUGCCACCAGAAGGAACGUGUAGCUUAGCACAGAGGUCA
Cadophora gregata is the source of this 3409-nucleotide messenger RNA. RefSeq lists its product as uncharacterized. Gene Ontology annotation, biological process: mating projection tip cell wall disassembly. Gene Ontology annotation, molecular function: glucan endo-1,3-alpha-glucosidase activity. NCBI's taxonomy places the organism in Eukaryota, Fungi, Ascomycota, Leotiomycetes, Helotiales, Ploettnerulaceae. The record is from RefSeq and is a predicted model, not a curated record. The coding region runs from base 1 to 3228 and encodes 1075 amino acids. The transcript has 6 exons.